Mesorhabditis spiculigera is the source of this 627-nucleotide messenger RNA. The record is from the annotation of a GenBank genome assembly. Lineage: Eukaryota; Metazoa; Nematoda; Chromadorea; Rhabditida; Rhabditidae.
AUGGCGAGGGCAGCUGACGGGAAAUUGACAAUUAUCUCCCUGUCUCUUUCUAGACACCCACUAUCGGCAAAACUCGUCGGCCUACAUGGCGAAGAAGAAGAACUAAUCCGACGUGGUCUCGAAACCGCUAACCGUCUAGCCGAAUGGUAUAAAGAACGGAAAGAAACCAUCGAGCGGCGUCAACGACUCCUCGAAAAAGGCUGCGUCUCACUGGAUACGGCCGUCCACGAACAGAAAUUGAACUUCCUGAGGGCGCACGUCACAGAAUUGAAUCGAAGGAUGGUGGCGUUGAUGGAGACGAGUGAGAAGGGUUUCCCCACACAUGUUAAUUUGAAUAAGGGACAUAUGCCACAACCUCACGACGACCAGCUCGUCUGGCUGCAUCGGCAGAAUCAAUUGCUGAGUGGUGAAGUGACCGAGAAGAACAAGCAGAUUGAAGAGAUGAAGCGCGCGAGCCAGAAUUUAUCUCAGAUGUCGUUGAAUGGCCAUCGGCAUUCUGCGAUGCAUAGUCAACGGCCAACUCCAGUCCAAGUUCGCCCAUCAGCAUUUGUCCGCCCAGCUGCGCAUUCCGUGUCCCCACACCAAACCGUGUCGGCUUCACCUGUAAAAAUCUAUGACACUCUCAUG